AUGGAUAGACGACCUAAUCACAAACCCGGUAGAGUUAACUGCGCACUGGCAGCCGUGACGUCACAUCGAAAGCAGUUUCCUAGAGUCGGCGUGCUAUGCGCGGUUUUUCCGGCGGCGUUAGCGUUGGAGGCCGCCGCCGCCGCCGCUUUAAGCGCCGCCGCCGCCGGACACGCUAGAGAGAGUAAGGAUGAAGAACCAUCGGAGCCCCAUAUACUCGAAGACCUGCCAGCUCUACUACUAGACAGCGGUCCCCGCGCGAAACUGUCUUCGUUGAGGGCGGAGGCCUAUCCCUCCUUGGCCGCGCUCCGCAGGACCAAGGACCAGCUGCGCGCGCUCGCGAGGGCCGUGCUGAGGAGGCCGGUGGAGGCGCAGCUUGACAAAAUACCCCAGCUUCCCGUUUGGAAUAACAAUGACGCGCUGUCCACCGAUCUGCCCGACUUCGCCCUUUCUCCCCAGGAAUACAUUACUGAGAUUGGCCAGUACCUAAUGACGUUACCGCAGCAUCUAGAAAUGCAUUUAUCGGAGAAACAAGCCCCCUGGCAGUUUUUAUCUGAGGUUUGCACACACACAUGUGAAGUGUAUGCUGAGAAGAUACUGAACAUUCGCAACAUGGACGCUUUGGGAACCAAGAGGUGUCUCACUGAUAUUGCUUACCUCUCAAGCGUGGUGGAAGACCUCGGAAGCAGCAUCACACCAGCUCUGAAGAAUUUGGAGAAAUCCCUAAGGGCAGCAGCUCCGAGCCAGGCCGAAUAAAUAAGAAUAAUAAUAAAUUAUUAAUAAAAAACAUACUUAUUAUUUAAGUGAAUAAUUAUUUUGACUUAAUGAAAAUUGAUAAGUUUAAUUAGUAAUUUUGCCUGC
This is a messenger RNA of Ostrinia nubilalis (European corn borer), 858 nucleotides long. RefSeq names its product conserved oligomeric Golgi complex subunit 7 (gene Cog7). Lineage: Eukaryota; Metazoa; Arthropoda; Insecta; Lepidoptera; Crambidae. Gene Ontology annotation, biological process: retrograde vesicle-mediated transport, Golgi to endoplasmic reticulum; Golgi organization; intracellular protein transport. The coding region runs from base 1 to 753 and encodes 250 amino acids. The transcript has 6 exons. The record is from RefSeq and is a predicted model, not a curated record. Gene Ontology annotation, cellular component: COG complex.